Prunus armeniaca (apricot) is the source of this 2859-nucleotide messenger RNA. The record is from the annotation of a GenBank genome assembly. NCBI's taxonomy places the organism in Eukaryota, Viridiplantae, Streptophyta, Magnoliopsida, Rosales, Rosaceae.
AUGGAUAAGUCAUGGAUGCACUCGGAUAGAAGAUCGAAGGCAUAUGAGUUAGGGGUGGAAGCAUUUUUGAACUUUUCUGUAGAAAAUCUUCUAACUACCACACAUAUCCGUUGUCCAUGUGUUAAAUGUGUUAAUUUGAAAUUGUUUGGGGUUGGAAUUAUAAGGGAUCACUUAUACUUUAAUGGAGUUGACCAAAGCUAUAAGAAUUGGACAUUUCACGGAGAACCUUGGGAAGCAGCUACUAAUGCUAGUAGAAAUGUUGAAGAAGAUGAUGACCAUAGUAGGUACAGUUUUGUGUCUGAAGAAAUAGAGAUGGAUGAUAAUGAUUUUGGUGAUUUUGGAUCUGAUCCUUAUGAGUUUGCCAAUGUGAUUGGGGAUGGAGAUCAACCAUUGUACCCUGGUUGUAGAAAGUACACGAAGUUAUCGGCAUUAGUGAAGUUGUAUAAUUUGAAGGCAAAAUAUGGGAUGAGUGAUGUCUGUUUUACAGAAUUAUUGAUACUUCAAGGCGAUUUGCUUCCAGAAGGAAAUACAAUACCGGCCUCUAUGUAUGAGGCAAAAAAGACUUUGUGUGCAUUGGGGCUGAGUUAUGAGAAAAUGCACGCAUGCCCCAAUGAUUGCAUCUUGUAUAGGAAGGAGUAUGAGGAUUUAACUCAUUGUCCUAAUUGUGGUAUCUCAAGGUGGAAGGAAGGCAAAGAUUCAAUCUUGAAAGAGGGUGUGCCAGCGAAGGUGGUGUGGUAUUUUCCUCCAAUUCCAAGGUUUAAAAGGAUGUUUCGAUCACAUGAGACCGCUAAGAGUUUGACUUGGCAUGCUGCUAGAAAAUCAAUUGACGGUUAUAUGUCUCAUCCAGCGGAUUCCCCGUCUUGGAAACUUCUUGAUGAUAAAUGGCCCGAGUUUGGUAAUGAGCCGAGAAACUUGAGAUUGGCUCUUUCAUCUGAUGGAUUCAAUCCCCACAGUUCUCUAAGUAGCAGAUAUAGUUGCUGGCCAGUUAUCUUAGUUACAUAUAAUCUCCCUCCAUGGCUGUGCAUGAAACGAAAGUUCAUGAUGUUGACCUUAUUGAUUUCCGGUCCUAAACAGCCGGGAAAUGAUAUAGACGUCUACUUGGAGCCUUUGAUUGAUGAUUUAAAAUCUUUGUGGGAUGGGAUUGGAGGAGUGUAUGAUGCACAUAAUGGAGAAUACUUUACACUCAGAGCUGCAUUAAUGUGGACAAUUAAUGAUUUCCCCGCCUAUGGAAACUUAUCUGGUUGUGUUGUUAAAGGAUAUAAAGCUUGUCCAAUAUGCGGCGAUGAUACACCUAGUCACAGGUUGAAAAAUGGCCACAAAAUUUGUUACAUUGGGCAUAGAAAAUGGUUACCGAUCAAUCAUCCAUAUAGGAGGCAACGUGCAGCUUUUAAUGGGAAACCUGAAUAUGGCACGCCUCCUGAGCCAUUAACCGGAGAAGAAGUGCUGCAUAUGGUUGAAGAUGGUGACAGAGUUUGUUGGAAGAAGAAAUCAAUAUUCUUUGAUCUCGAGUAUUGGAAAUACCUUCCUGUGAGGCAUGUCCUAGAUGUUAUGCACAUUGAGAAGAAUGUUUGCGAUAGUAUCAUUGGUACAUUGCUGGAGAUCCCUGGAAAAAAUAAAGAUGGGAUUGCUGCUCGAUUAGAUUUAUUGAACAUGGGGGUCAAAACUGAUUUGCAACCCGAGUAUGGAGAAAGACGUACUCGUUUGCCUCCCGGGCCUUGGAAUUUGUCAAGAGCAGAGAAGAGAGAGAUUCAAGACUUCUUGGCCUUAAAUCACAUGAUUGUCAUACUUAAUGCAACAAUUGCUCCCUGUGGCAAUUCGUUCUGUUUUGGAGAAGCCUGCAAGAUAUAUGAAAGUGCUAAAGGGUAUGUUCAGAAUCGUACUCGUCCCGAAGGUUGCAUUGCUGAGCGGUAUAUAGCUGAAGAAGCUGUAGAGUUUUGUACCGAGCAUUUAUCUGAUGUUAGUACAGUUGGAGUGCCUUCAAGCCAAAAGAUGGGAGUUUCAAAGCCAUUAUCAGGUUGCACAGUGAGCGUAGUUGAUCGGGACCUGUUGAACCAAGCACAUCUAUAUGUCUUGGAGAAUACGGAGGAAGUCCUACCUUAUAUCGAGCAACAUAUGAUCCACAUCCAGACCGCUUAUCCAAAAUUUAGAAAGAGAACAAAGUGGCUGCAGGAUAAGCACAAUAGCACUUUCAUUCAAUGGCUACGCUUGAAGGUUCAAAGUGAACUUAAUGAGGACAAUCAUGGCGUAUCAGAAAAUUUAAGGUGGCUAGCAGCUGGUCCAAACAUGGCAGUGCCAUUAUAUAGGAGCUAUCUCAUUAAAGGUAUUAAAUUCAACAUCAAGGCACAAGAUGAUGUGCGGACAACUCAAAAUAGUGGAGUUUAUUUACUUGCACAUACUAUGCAAGUUGCUAGUGCCAAGGAUAAAAACCCAAUUCUCUCAAAUAUGGGUUUCUAUGGUGUCAUUCAAGAAAUUUGGGACCUUGACUACCAAAAGUUUACAAUCCCAGUCUUUAGGUGUGAUUGGAUUGAUAAUACUUCUGGUCUUGUAGUGGACGAACUUGGAUUUACCCUUGUAGAUUUGAGUAAAAUUGGACAUAGGAAUGACCAAUUUGUUUUGGCUUCUCAAGUCAAACAAGUAUUUUUUGUUGACGACCCGAUGCAUCGUGGUUGGUCGGUAGUGUUAUCAAUGCCUAAUAGAGAAUAUAAUGAUGUUAUUGGUGAUGAUGUCUUAGGUGAUGUGAGAAUUGAGUGUGAGCCAUUUACUAGGGGGAUGCCAAAUGUUGACACAUUUGAUGAAGUGGUGGUUGAGUUAGGGAGUCAAAAUAUUCGAGAUGGGUGUGAAGAUAUAUGGGUUGAAUGA